Molecule: messenger RNA, 2032 nt
Organism: Strigops habroptila (Kakapo)
Lineage: Eukaryota; Metazoa; Chordata; Aves; Psittaciformes; Psittacidae
Gene: SYNC
Product: syncoilin, intermediate filament protein
Exons: 4
Coding region: 1-1650 (549 amino acids)
Cellular component (GO): intermediate filament
Source: RefSeq, a predicted model, not a curated record
AUGGGCAAGCGCAGGCAUUUCAAACCUGAUUUCACAGCCGCGCUGGGCAAGGUGCUGGUGACGGUGGUGGCACGGGACCUGAUGGCAGAGCCCAAGCCUCCUCCAGAACCGCGGCUGGAUGAAGCUGGAGCAUCCACAGCAGGAGCUGCUCUGCGCCCAGACCCAGUGCACAGCCCAUUGGAACCUGCACUGGGUCCGGGGCUGAUGCCCCAGCCCAGGGACAGCCCCGGCGCCUGCCAGGACCUCCAAACAGAUAGUGGGAAUGCUGACUUGGAGCCAAACGUGCCCCAGCUGGACCAGGAUACAGCUGAGACCAGGAUCCCGUUGGAUGUGGAUGUGGCAGGAAUCCCGCUGGACGUGGAUGCAGAUGAAGCAGGGGUCCCACUGGAUGUGGAUGGGACAGAGAUCCUGCUAGAUGUGAAUGCAGGUGGGACAGGGGUCCCAUUGGAUAUAGAUGCAGAUGGAGUAGAGAUCCUGCUGGAUGUGAAUGGGGCAGGAAUCCCACUAGAUGUGGAUGGAGCAGGGAUCCCGCUGGACGUGGAUGGGGCAGGAAUCCUUCUGGAUGUGGAUGCAGAUAGAGUAGGGAUCCCGCUGUACAUGGACACAGACAGGGCAGGAAUCCCAGCUGACGUGGACACAGACAGGGCUGGCAUCCUGCUGGACAUGGAUGCAGAGGGGGCAGGCAGCCCCCUGGAUGCAGAUGGCACGGAGCACAAGUGCCUGACCCUGGAAGAGCUGGGGGACUACUUCCAAGAGUGCAUCGAAGCCGUGGAGCAGCUGGAGAAGGAGAGGGACAGCCUGAUUGCAGAGCUCAGCCAGCUCCGGGAGCCAGCGCUGCAGGAGAUCCGUCAUGCCCACGAGGAGAUCCAGGCGGCGUGCCGGCUGCUGGCCAAGGUGGAGCUGGAGAGGGACAACCUGAAGGAUGAGAUCCGUCAGAUCAAGCAGAAGCUCUUCAAGGUGACGAAGGAGUGCGUGGCUUGCCAGUACCAGCUGGAGAGCCGGCGGCACGACCUCUCCCAGCACGCUGCUUACCGGGGCGAGCUGGAGACCCAGGCCGGGCAGCUCUCCGGGGAACUGUCCCAGCUGAAGGAGACCUGCGAGAAGGAGAAGGAGGUUUUGAGGCAGCGGCUGGAGGCUCCUCCGUGCCGCCAGGAUAACCUGUACCUGCAGGAGAGCCGCCGGCUCUCCAUGGAGUUCGAGAGCUUCGUUGCGGAGAGCCGGCGGGGUCUGGAGGAGCACUACGAGCCCCAACUGCUGCGGCUGCUGGAGAGACGCGAGGCGGGAGCCAAGGCGCUGCAGGAGAUGCAGGGGGAGCUCCAGGGGAUGAAGGAAGCCCUGCGGCCCUUGCAGGGGGAGGUGAGCCAGCUGCGGCUGCAGAACCGGAGCCUGGAGGAGCAGAUCGUCCUUGUCAAGCAGAAGCGGGAUGAAGAGGUCGGGCAGUACCGGGAACAGGUCGAGGAGCUGGAGGACAGGUUGAAGGAGCUGAAGAACGGGGUCCAGCUCCAGCAGCGCAAGAAUCAGGAGCUGGAGGAGCUGAGGACCAGCCUCCACCAGGAGCUCUCCAUCUACAAGAGGACUAAGGGACAGAGGGAUCCGCAGGGGACGUCUCCUCUUGCUGCUUACCCUACCCGAGGCACAGCAGCUGCCUGAAGUCAGGAAUACUGGACAAUCACUUGUAUUUCUCCAGGUGCUGCUGCUAAUCGAGUAGUAAAACUGCUGAGCAAAUACUUGCACUGAACCAUGGACACAGAUGAAGAAUAACGGAUGGAUGUUGUGCUGUGCUUGGGAAAACGUGUCUUGUUCCAGGGGUGGAGGGUAUGAGCCUGCCCAGAAAGCAGCGCUCUGGGAGCCAGUGUUACAGAGUUGGUUUUUAAAGUUUACAUGCAAGAGAAGCUUCAUCGUUUUAACAGGGUUUUCUUUUGUACUUCAAGGGUCUCUGCUGUAUUGGGACAUGCUCCACCGUGGGCCACAGCUACUAGUCUGUGGACAAUAGGUUUCCACUUUAUAUAUAAAGUCUCACACUGAAAAUAAA